This is a messenger RNA of Exophiala viscosa, 1020 nucleotides long. Its product is annotated as histone-binding protein RBBP4. Gene Ontology annotation, biological process: protein import into peroxisome matrix. Gene Ontology annotation, molecular function: protein binding. NCBI's taxonomy places the organism in Eukaryota, Fungi, Ascomycota, Eurotiomycetes, Chaetothyriales, Herpotrichiellaceae. The transcript is spliced from 2 exons. Gene Ontology annotation, cellular component: peroxisomal matrix; cytosol. The record is from RefSeq and is a predicted model, not a curated record. The coding region runs from base 1 to 1020 and encodes 339 amino acids.
AUGCUAGAAUUCCGCACGCAGGGCUUUCAAGGCUACGCGGUCAAGUACUCUCCAUUCUUCGAUAAUCGCAUUGCUGUAGCGGCUUCGGCAAACUAUGGCCUCGUCGGUAAUGGGAGGCUCUAUAUCUUGGAGUUGACACCACAAGGCAUUGUGCCUUUGAAAGUCUAUCCUACUCAGGACGCCCUUUACGACGUUACGCACUCCGAAGCACAUUCUUUCCACGUACUCACCUCAUCCGGCGACGGUUCAUUACGACUUUAUGAUGUUUCCUUAGCGCCCGAAUUUCCCAUCGCAACCUUCCAAGAACACUCGCGGGAAGUCUUCUCGUGCAGCUGGAACCUGACUUCCAAAGCCACCUUUGCUUCUUCGUCGUGGGAUGGCUCGGUGAAGAUUUGGAACCCGGAGCGGCAGCAGAGUCUCCUCACAUUGCCCACGCACUCGUGUACCUACAGCGCUCAGUGGAGUCCGCACACUGAUGGAAUGCUUAGUGCAGUUUGUUCUGACAGCCACCUACGAGUAUGGGAUCUAAGGACACCGGCUAGCGCGAGCAAUCACUUGACGAUGCAGAUACCGAUCCAUGCACCUCCACUAGCGGCUGGCAUGGGAAAGUUUCAACCUACAUUUCCUCCCGCUGAAGUACUGAGUCAUGACUGGAACAAGUACCGAAGCACCAUAGUGGCUACAGCCGGUGUGGACAGGAUAAUUCGAACAUUCGACAUUCGACAACCGAAAGGGCCUUUGCAGCUUUUACAGGGACACCAAUAUGCCGUGCGGAAGGUUGCUUGGAGCCCACAUCUCCCAGACUUGUUACUGAGCGCCAGUUACGACAUGACAUGUCGAGUAUGGACUGAUGGUGGCGACCAAGGCGGACCGGGACGGGAGUUGGGUAACAUGGGAAGGCACACUGAGUUUGCGACUGGUGUGGAUUGGUGUCUAUUCGGCAGCGAAGGAUGGGCCGCCAGUUGCGGUUGGGAUGAACGUGUUUGCGUUUGGGAUGUGCGAACGGUCAUGCACCCGUGA